Messenger RNA from Rhipicephalus sanguineus (brown dog tick), 2727 nucleotides. RefSeq lists its product as uncharacterized. The transcript is spliced from 11 exons. NCBI's taxonomy places the organism in Eukaryota, Metazoa, Arthropoda, Arachnida, Ixodida, Ixodidae. The record is from RefSeq and is a predicted model, not a curated record. The coding region runs from base 164 to 2608 and encodes 814 amino acids.
CGCGGUGACGUCACUAGGGCGUGAUUCUUAUAUUCUGCCACCGCCCAACAUCUAGUCUCUGCUGCAGCAGCGCGCGCCGCUGCUGAAAACUUGCAUAGCUGGGGAUUUGUUCGGGGGUGUGCGGAGCCGAGCUGCGUCGGGUCUUCGCCCAGCAAUUAAGGGGAUGGCCAGUUCAUCUAAGAAAGGACAUGCCACCAGUGUCCUGACACCGCGGUACAUGUCCUUGCUGCACAGUCUUUGCAAGCUGAGUUGUCCCACAGAGAGCGAAGUCUCCUCCAUUUUCCACGACGAGUUCCGGAGCGCUCUCGGAGGCCCAAGCCCUAGGGCUUCCGCGGCUCCACUGAGGGCCCGGGGAGCUGCGACCAGCGGCUCGAAGAAACGCGGGGGCGGCAAGUCAGCUAGUCGGGGUUCCGGCAAGGGCCGCAGUCGCAAGACCUCCAAAGGUGACGACCCCGACGGCGAUGACGACGAGAGCGUCGACACAGAACCUUACGAACGUGCUUGCACAUGGAAGCGCGACGAGACACGCUGCUGGCUCAUCGGCGAGCUGGAGCCUUGGAAUCGUAUUCUUUCAAGGACCUUCUUUGAGAUUCGCGAACACAAGUGGGGCGAGCUCACCCUCCAGGGUUACUCCACGACAGAGAUCAACACGACGACACUCCACGAUGUUCUUCGAGUUUCUCUGUUGCUGCACUUGCUGGUCCGCCAACACAGGUGCUUGCUGCGCAUCGUGUUGGACCUGGUCACCAACGAAAUCGAACCUGAAGUGUUCUGGCACGCCAUCAAGACCUGCUCUCGUCAGUUCGACUACUUCGAGUACCGCUCCAAUGACCACCACGAAUUCGGCUUGGUACCACAGCCAGUAGGCGUCCUAUGGUGCCACUCCAUUGCUGCCCUGAGAAAUCUGCCCACUAUCACACUGUUUCGAGUGUUCUUCGACAAGGAAAUCGUCAGAGUGCUUGGACGCUACGUGCAACGCUCGACUAGCCUAACUAAACUCGUGAUCAAAGCCGUGACGGCUGACAGCGACGAUGCUGUUAGAUUCCUCGAUCAACUGGCCCGCAACACGACGCUGAAGACGUUGAUAGUGGGAUACUCCAUGAUCAAGGACCGAGCAGGCGAAGCCCUUGCCAAGGUCGUGCUUAACCACGUUGCUCUUGAAACACUCGAGAUCUCUGCCUCGAACGACGUUAACCCGUCACCCAUACUGAGAGCCUCCGUGCAAAGCCCAUGUCUGAAAUCGCUGUCUGUCAACGAAUGCAUCAUCGAAUUGGCUGACAUCCACUAUAUGGUCCGAGCCCUCAGUCGGCCUGCGCCAAUCAGGCCCCCCGAAGGGGGCAAGAAACCACGAUCGGAAUCACCGAUAGACGGCCUGCAGAAGCUCGCCUUCUUCCACUGCCUGUGCAACGAUCCUGUAUUGGACAAGGUCUAUGCCAGCCUUAUCGGAGGCGUACUACGCCAUCUCACCUUCACCGCCUGCAAUCUGACAGAUGCGUUCGCGUCAGGUGCCGUGUUCCAACUGCGCAAGGACAGACGCCUGAGACACCUAUACGUCCAGCACAAUAGCCUGUCCACCGCAGGGUACCGCAUCUUGCUAAAGGUCCUAAGGAGAAACACGACUGUGGAAGAACUGAGCAUCAAUAUAACGAACCAGCCCGAUGUCUCCAGCCUUUUCGAAGUCAUCCAGCUACGCAAUCUCGACACCCGUGUGAUAUUUGGCUGGAUUAACCCGAGUGGCACUGCCUUCGCAGAGGGACACAAUUUGUGCAAGCUCGCCUCUGCUUCCCUCGAUCUUGACAAUCGCAGCAUCGAGGACGCCACGAUCCUACUCGACACCCUCGUAUCGUACCGACAAAUCAACGCUCUCACCAUGGUGUGCACACAUGUCGCGGACCAAGAAGUGAUUGACAAGAUGAUCGACUCUCUUGGCAAGACCAAAUACCUCAGGCAAUUGCAUCUUAACAUCAUCCUGAAGGACACCAGCGUAGUCGCAGUCUUUCGUGCUCUGGAAGUGAACUGCAGCAUUGAAAUGCUAUUUCUCAACUACAUCAUUUUCGAGAAAAAAACCAUCAAAGCGCUGGGCGAACUGAUCGAGCACAACAAAACUAUCAACUUUCUCUCCAUCGACCUCGAGAACAGCGGUGAUCAAAACUGGAACCAGCUGCGGUCUAUCUGCUACCGGCUCAAGGAGGUCGUUCCGCGGAACCGCUAUCUAAUAUCGGUCAACGUGGUCUUCGCGGGAGACAACCGCGCCGGCGACUAUCAGAUCAAAGAGGCUCUUAGGCGUAACAUUGCGCUGGUCCACAACGCCAUCCAGUUCAUCAACGGCUCCAUGACAAAGUCGGAUGCGCUGGCCUUCGAGACGCUUCGGAAAUCGUACUCCGUGAGGCUGGUGAUGCAGGAUCAGUUUGGCGUUGCCGAAAGCGACGCGCGGCUGAAGAUCGACGCGGCGCUUGAUCGCCUGUACCAAAACUACUUCAUCUUGACAAAUGUGGUGAAGCACGGUCUCUCCUGCAGCCAAGAUGGAUCCACGAUCGCCAGCCUGCCCGAACGUGCCAUGGGCCGCCUUUGCAGCUUUCUAAGCCUCACCGAUGUCGUGGACUUUUGACACUCCCAUGAGGGCCCCGUUAUUCGGCAAUGAGACUCUUUCUCUUCUGAGGUUGGAGUGUGGGUUGUUGCAGGUGAACGUGUAGCAUUUCCUUAAUGCGCAACCGAAAAAAAAAAAAC